Molecule: messenger RNA, 4598 nt
Organism: Melopsittacus undulatus (budgerigar)
Lineage: Eukaryota; Metazoa; Chordata; Aves; Psittaciformes; Psittaculidae
Gene: AASDHPPT
Product: aminoadipate-semialdehyde dehydrogenase-phosphopantetheinyl transferase
Exons: 6
Coding region: 271-1173 (300 amino acids)
Cellular component (GO): cytosol
Molecular function (GO): magnesium ion binding; holo-[acyl-carrier-protein] synthase activity
Source: RefSeq, a predicted model, not a curated record
GCGGGUGCAGCUCAGCCGCAGGCUCCGCCUUUCCCCUGAUACGCCGGUACCUGGCGCAUUCCCUGUCGCUAGCGGGGCACAUUGACACCGCAUUGGCAGCUGUCCCUCGGCAGCCGGUCCCGCCCCCCGCCGAUUGGCGCACGCACGGUUUGGCCCGGGUCGUCACAGCGGCCCUAAAGCGGUGAAGGGGCGGAGUAAGGGGAGGGUAGCUCUGCUGUCUGACGGCGUUCGGGAGCGGGGCCCGGCCGACCCUGUCGCUCUGCGGUGUCCAUGGGCAGCGUGCGCUGGGCCUUCCCCUGUGCCGCCUGGCGCCCCUGCCGCCAGGAGUGGCUGCUGGCGGCGCGGCUGGUGCAGCCCGAGGAGAAGGACCGCAUCGGCCAGUUUGUCUUUGCCCGCGAUGCCAAAGCCGCAUUGGCUGGUCGCCUGCUGAUGCGGAAGUUAAUUGCAGAGAAGUUGUGCAUACCUUGGAAUGAAAUACACUUGCAAAGGACAUCGAAAGGAAAACCUUUCCUGGCAAAUAACGUACUUAGUAUCUAUUCGAAUUACAGCUUCAACGUCUCUCAUCAAGGAGAUUAUGCAGUUCUUGCAGCUGAGCCUGAGCUUCAAGUUGGCAUCGAUAUCAUGAAGACUAAUUUGCCAGGUAGUAGCUCAAUUCCAAAUUUCUUUCACAUCAUGAAGAGACAGUUCACUGAAACAGAGUGGAGUGUAAUCAAGUCUAUGAGUAAUGAAUGGAUGCAGCUGGAUAUGUUUCAUCGGCACUGGGCCUUGAAGGAAAGCUUCUUAAAGGCUAUUGGAGUAGGAAUUGGCUUUAACUUGCAAAGAAUUGAAUUUAAUGUGUCCCCACUGCAGCUGGAAAUAGGGAAGGUGUAUAAGGAGACAAAAAUGCUUCUGGAUGGAGAUGAAGAAGAAGAGUGGACAUUUGAAGAAACCCGGUUAGAUGACCAUCAUCACGUGGCAGUGGCCCUUGGGAAACAGGAGGGAUUUGUACAGAAGCAUUCUGAUGUAUGUUCCAUGGAGCCUAACCAGCCUCAGUUCACAUUACUGACUUUUGACGAUUUAGUUGCAUCUGGUAUUCCAGUCGCACCUGAGGAUUCUGCAUAUUGGGAUAAUUUUUGUUCUAAGCAGGAGAGUCCAGGGAAACAGAAUUCACUUUCAAGACAAGACUGCUUAUAAGAAGAAAAUUGUCAAAGUUAUCAAGCUGUUACUCUACAUAAUUCAGAGUGUGGGAAUAAGUGCACAUGUGUAAAUUAAACACAUUUUUCCUGAUUUAAACUGACAGUCUGAUUUUUCACCAUUUUAAAAUUUACAUUCUUUAUUAAUAUCUUAAGGAAGAUGCAUGUUUCCCUGCUGAAGGAAUUCUGGGUGAAUAGUCUAAGCUGGCCACAUACUUUUCUGCUUCUCCAUGUGUGUGGUGCUUACACUGCAAUAGUUACCCAUGCAAGGAAGAGGGAGCAGAGCUACAAUAAUGUUGUUGAUUAGUCAACAAGUCUUUAAUAUAUAAAAAUGUGUUUCCAUACUUCAUUUAUGCUGAAGCUUAAAUUAUGGUACUGUCUUUUUCUCGCAUCUGAAGACAGAAUAUUUUAUUGUCUUACAGUGAAUUAAAAUUUCUGGAGAAGUAGAUCUUGAGUGCAUCUUCUGAAUAUUUUGUAUUCUUUUUCAAAACAAAUCGUAUUUUGUACCAAUACCUCCCAGUUUUCUUUCUAGAGGUCAUAGAUACAAUAUGGUCGAUCUAAAUGUGUGGAAAGGUACUGAACAGAAUGAGUCAUACUGAAUGUAAUGAUUUUCACAACUAAAGCCAGUUCUUUUCUGUCCUACAGUUAAGCAUAGAUCUUCAGUAAAUCUGAGUUUGCGUACAACUUGGCUGCAGCCUGUAUUCUGACUAAAGAAGAAUCUACUUGUAGUGUAACCAUUGGAGCCAGGCCUUAUUGCAAAGAUAAAAAAAAGGUUUAGAGGAAGAAGGAUAUGAGCUUGAUAAUAUUAUGCAAGCUUGUGGAUUUUUGCUGUAGAUAAUUUAGAUAUGCUGUUAAAUUUUCCUACUUCUACCGGUUCUUUUUUUCCAUUUUAAUGACACCCUCAUCUGGCAUACUAAUCAUAACUUUUGGUGUUUGGCUUUUUUCCUCCAAAACUACAAAUCAAUGAAACAGUGACUCUUCUCUCCAGACCCUACAGGGGUCAAAUUUUGAAGUGAACAGAAAUACAGAAUAAUUUUAAUACAAAUUUUAAGUCAAAUAUUGUAGACUGGAUUUUUUUGGUUGUGGUUUGUUUUUUGCUUGUUUGUUUGUUUUAAAUUAAAUACAAUUUGCAAUAAAUAAAUGGCACUCUGGAGGCCAGAAAAGGCUAGUCAGUGGAUAUGUAAUGGUAUUACUUCCUGGGGCAGGAUAUUUUAAACUGAGUCAUUGACUCUGUCUAACUCUGUUCUACGUGGAGCGUACUGUAAUCCCAGAUGGGCAAGUGCAUGAUGGUGUUUAAGAGCUAACUAGAAGUGUUCCCAUGCUGAAAGAAAGAAAGGAAGGAUAUGUCUGCCACAGCUUUUGGAAGUCUGCAGAAUAAGGAGGCCUAUUCAGUAAGAGGGGCUGGAAAGUACAGGGUUCCAUGGCUAGCUGGCUGUUAACUGAUCAAGUAUAUGCCAAUCCCCAGCAGUCACUGAGGACCCCAUCAAUCGCAUAUGUACCAGCCAGUUUAAAUUUAAAACUUUUUUGCUGGGACAGUGAAAUUAACAGCAAAUAUGGGGUGAGAAGAGUAGAGAUUUUUCAGAUAUAGAUUUCUGGGGGAAAGGAAUUAGUUUCGUAUUAGAGAUGAGUUAUUUUUGUGUGGUGGCUGUCUCAAAACAAUUUUUCUCUCACUGGAAGGAGUUUAAAAAAUAUUCAUGGAAUUAUAACACUGGAUUUGCAUGUAAGUAAAGGACAAAAUGUUUUUGUUAAAUUAGAAAAUCAUACUUGGUUUGCUUGCCAGCAAUACGAUAAUUUUCAGGGCUAUAUUGAAUUAGAAAAGUUACAAACCCAAGGAGUUUGUUUUGGUUAGCUUUCCAUGAAAUAAAAUCAUAGUUUCUAAUGGCCCAGGCAGUCAUCUAAAAGAUUGCAGUUCCUCACAUCAUGUCUUUUUUCUUAAGUAGCAUUUUUUAAUCUUAAUUAGAUAGCAGUAGGGCUAGGAGAUGGUAAUACAGGAUGAAGAGUCACUUGAGUCAGGUUGUUCAGUGUCACUGCAAAAGGACAGAAGUUUUACACUUGCUUUUACCACCAUGGGAGAGGGCAUCUGUAUAGUUGUGGAAUUACGAGCUAGAAGCACGCUGCUAAAAAGCCAGCAGGACACUGACUCUUUAUGAAUGUGAAUGAUCCUUCUUAAAGUCACUAGAAUGUUUUUCAGGGCAUCUGUGUAGCAUGGAAGCACAUAUUAAAAUAAAUGCUGCUAGCGUGUACAGAUAAAUUCAUGUAAUCUUGCUAGAAUUUAAUUUUCAAAUCAGUUUGAAGAUUUGACUCAACUCUAGGAUUUUUUACUUUUUUAUUAUUAUUUCAUCAUCACACAUUCCCUUAUAUAAAAAAUUGAGCCCUGUAUCCACACGUGGUCAUAAAACUGCCUUCCUUGCAUUCCUUCAGAAUACAGUCUUAAUGUCCAUUAAACCUCUGCAGUUUUCAGCAGUACUGGUCCAGCACGGCUCCAGCUUCCCUCAUUAGUUCAAGUUGUUGGCCUUUUGCAGAUGAAUUGACCUUGGCUCAUCUCCUAUCACUCUUCCAUCUGCAAGAAAUUUCCCAGUUAUGUCUAGAAGCUCUCUGGCCUUCAGGUUCCUUCUCCAAAGCUCCAUUUCUUUAUCUGUUUUGUUUUCUUUACGCUGCCCUAGACAUGGCCAUGCCAUGAACCUGGGUCACAGGGGAUAAGUGUUCAAAGUAAAUUUGCAUCUGUGUGACAAAAUACUGGUGCCAUUUGAUGUGAAAAUCUCUGAUCUAUAUAUUUUAUAUAAUAUGCAAGAUGUAUAUUGUUACUAUAUUACGGGAUCAAAUGCACUGAUGUUGACCAAAUGUACUCAUCUUAGACAAGAAAUAGUAGAGUAACAGCAGAAGCAGUAAUUUAUAUGUUCUUGGAAAUAUUCAGGCAACAACUUACCUUUAAACAAUCAUCUUUGCCCAAGACAUUCCAAUAAAUUUGUAAUCUGCAAAGAAGAUGAUGAUAGGAAUGCAAAGAUAGCUAGCUAUUCAAGUGAGCAGACUGUCUCUUUGUCAGAGCUUUACAAGAUCAUAGUGCUGCAUUCUGCAAAGAAAAGCGGUUUGUGGACAGAAAUGAUACAACCAAGUCUAAAAAGGUAAUUCAGACUUCCCUCCUUAAAUGCUGCCCAAUUGUGCAAGUGGCUGGACAUGCUAAUUUGCACAUCAUGUUCCUCCAGGAUAUGGGUACUUUGGAUUGCUGUACAUUGCACAGAAGAUGUAAGUAUGGAAAUCUGAAUUAUUCUCAAGAGUGCCAACAUUUUAAAAUUUUUUUCAAGAAGUCAUCUUUUGUACUGUGGUAUUUUCUUGUCCUGUGCAUACAGGUUUUUUUAUGGCCAGAUACUGUGUCUAAUUCCUAUUUAUGUUAAGAUUAAUCUCUUUAUUGGAAUAAAAAGUGAGUUA